Uloborus diversus is the source of this 231-nucleotide messenger RNA. RefSeq lists its product as uncharacterized. NCBI's taxonomy places the organism in Eukaryota, Metazoa, Arthropoda, Arachnida, Araneae, Uloboridae. The annotation marks the transcript as partial. The record is from RefSeq and is a predicted model, not a curated record. The transcript is spliced from 2 exons.
UUAGGACACCUGCGUUACUUCUUGACAGAUGUACCGCCUCAGUCAAACUCAUCGCCUGACACAGUCCUCGCAGCGAAUCGUCCCGAGGCGCAAGAACUAGCUCCCACUUAUACUACACUUCUCAUGUCUCUUCACAGAGUCAGACUAGAGUCAAGCUCAGCAGGGUCUGAUUUCUCCACUUAUUUUUCCAAGUCCGUUCCCUUGGCUGUGGUUUCGCUAGAUAGUAGAUAG